Messenger RNA from Capsicum annuum, 1361 nucleotides. Its product is annotated as transcription factor bHLH95-like. The transcript has 3 exons. Gene Ontology annotation, biological process: regulation of DNA-templated transcription; endosperm development. Lineage: Eukaryota; Viridiplantae; Streptophyta; Magnoliopsida; Solanales; Solanaceae. Gene Ontology annotation, molecular function: protein dimerization activity; DNA-binding transcription factor activity. The record is from RefSeq and is a predicted model, not a curated record. Bases 127 to 1095 code for a protein of 322 amino acids.
AAUAUUUAUAUCCUAUUCAAUCCCCUUAUUUCUCCUUUUUACACUAUCCUCCCUCCGAAAAAAAAACCUCUAUAUAAAGACGUAACUUAGGGUAGACUAUCAUACCAUCUGAACAAAGAAAAAAAGAUGAAUGAAGGCGGCGAGAAUGAUUUUUUGAUAUGGAAAAAUGAUGAAGUGUGGUCAUUUUUGAACUCCGACAAUAACCAACUAGUUGGGAGCGGUGUAGAAUUUGUGGGUGAAAAGUUGCCAGAUCCGAAUAGGUCUAAUACUUGUCAGGAACUGACAGCUGUUAAAGAGGUAGGCAAAGCGAGUCUUGGUGGUAAAAAAAGAUGUCGAUCCAAUGAAAAGAAGGGCACUAAUGAAAGUGGUGAACCAAAGUCUGGGGCGAAUGGAGAUGGAGGAAGAGAAUUAGGUCAUGAGCUGCACAUAAGGAUGGACAGAGAAAGAAGGAAGAGGAUGCGAAACAUGUUUGAGGAGCUUCAAACUUUGCUUCCUCAUCUUCAACCUAUGGCGGACAAGUCCUUAAUUGUUGAUGAAACUGUGAGGAACAUCAAAAUGUUGGAGAACACUGUUGACAAUCUUAAAGAACAAAAGCUAGAAAGGAUUCAACUUGGCAUAGCUAGGCUGUCCACAAUGAACAAUCCCGUAAUGACUCCACAGAAGUUACGUGUUGGCACUAGCUGGGAACAAUUUUUGGCUGAUAAAGGAUCUGCUAGUAACUCAGCUGCUAUAACACCAAAGAACAACAACAAUGUGACUGGCAUUCCCCUUUUGAACACUAAUGUUCCAACUGAUUUUGAGACAUGGAGUUCAGAUAAUGUUGUGCUAAAUGUUUGUGGAGAAGAGGCACAUAUUAGUGUGUGUUGUCCUAAGAAGCCUGGACUUUUUACCUUCAUUUGUCAUGUUCUCGAGAAAAAUAAGAUUGACAUUGUGCAUGCUGACGUUUCAUCUGAUCAAUUCAGAAAUCUGUUCAUGAUCCAAACCCAUGCAAGAGGUGCAAGUGGCUUAGAGCAGUUGAUCUCUGGAGCUUUAUCAGUGGAAGACAUGUACAAGCAAGCUGCACAUGAAAUAAUGUCAGGGAUAAACCCCAAAUGAUCCAUGUUUGUUUCAUCAGUCAAAUCCAACUUUGCUAGAAGAGACCGUGAGGGUCAUCAUAUUUACUUUAGUAGUUCAUUUGUAGAGGAUGAACAUCUGUCGUUGUAGAGACAAUUCUAUUUUGUUCUCAUAGUUCAUUCGAUGGAGGAUGAACAUGUUUGUUGCCAUAAAGGCCAGCAUAUUUAUUUUCAUAGCUAGUUCAUCCAGUGUCGAAUGUGUGUCUGUCGCCGUAGAGGAGUGAAAACUAUGGAUUUUGGUCCUUUUAA